AUGGCUGCUUCUGCUACUCUUCUUGGCCCGGAGACCCCAGAGGAGGUCGCAGCGAAGCUUGAUUUCCGCGCGAAUAUCUGGUCCGUCUUCCAGGAGCUCUACGAGGAUAAGUGGGACCAAGCACGCUGGACCGCCGCAGUCGACCGAUUCAGGGCGGCCCAUGAUCCCGCGACUGUCCAACAAUUCUGGACUAGGGCGAAGCUCCCUACAUGGGACGCACUAGAGGCGCAGUUCAGGAAAGGCCCGCCUCCUUUUUUGCGCCCAGGAUGGACGAGCCCCCUUCUCGGGAAAAAGGUUGACCUCCGGUGGAUUGACGCGGGUCCCUUCGAGCACGUCAAAGGCACCUUGGACGGUUGGCGGGACGCUAAAUUGCUCGUGAUUGAGCUGUGGGCAUCGUGCGUAACCUCCCUCUCCCCUGGUGUAGGGUACGUGCGAGAAGGGGAACAAACGCGGCUUAAUUGCCAUGGACUGACGGGCCGCGCUUUCCCACCCUCCCAGCCAUGCCUCGCCGUCUUCCGGGACCUGUCGACGCUAGCGCAGACGCGCCCAGAGAUCAAGGUCAUCACCUUCAAUUCUGAGGGCAUCUUCACGAACGCUCCCAUCGACGUUGCCGCCGUAAAGGCCUUCGUCGCCUCGCGCGACGACAUGAAGUAUCCGAUAUUCAUCGAUACGCAUCGGGUGGCCGUCAACUCGAUCUUCCAACCCGGUCAAAACCUGUCCAUCCCAUUAGCGUUUGUCAUCACUCCAAAAGACGGCGUUGUCCGUUGGAUCGGGAAUCCCGAGGAAAUGGCGGCGCCCCUCGAGAACGCGCUCAGGGCUGCAUAG
Molecule: messenger RNA, 825 nt
Organism: Dichomitus squalens LYAD-421 SS1
Lineage: Eukaryota; Fungi; Basidiomycota; Agaricomycetes; Polyporales; Polyporaceae
Exons: 6
Coding region: 1-825 (274 amino acids)
Source: RefSeq, a predicted model, not a curated record